Lagenorhynchus albirostris (white-beaked dolphin) is the source of this 2328-nucleotide messenger RNA. RefSeq names its product aldehyde dehydrogenase 9 family member A1 (gene ALDH9A1). NCBI's taxonomy places the organism in Eukaryota, Metazoa, Chordata, Mammalia, Artiodactyla, Delphinidae. The transcript has 12 exons. The record is from RefSeq and is a predicted model, not a curated record. Bases 34 to 1554 code for a protein of 506 amino acids. Gene Ontology annotation, molecular function: 4-trimethylammoniobutyraldehyde dehydrogenase (NAD+) activity; aminobutyraldehyde dehydrogenase (NAD+) activity.
UUAACCUAGGGCACGACAGUGCGCCCGUCCCCCAUGUUCCUCCGAGCGGGUACGGCCGGGAUCUCUCCGCUUCGCCACACUCUCCGGCCUGUUCUGGUCGCCGCCAUGAGCACUGGCACCUUCAUCGUGUCUCAGCCGCUCAAUUACCGCGGCGGGGCCCGCGUGGAUCCGGUGGACGCCUCCGGCACCGAGAAGGCGUUAGAGCCAGCAACCGGGCGAGUGAUAGCUACUUUCACGUGUUCAGGAGAAAAGGAAGUAAAUUUAGCUCUUCAAGAUGCAAAGGCUGCCUUUAAAAUAUGGAGUCAAAAAUCUGGCAUGGAACGUUGCCGAAUCCUUUUGGAGGCUGCCAGAAUGAUAAGGGAUCGGAAGGAUGAAAUCGCCACUGUGGAGACCAUCAACAACGGCAAGUCCAUCUUUGAGGCCCGCUGGGACAUUGACACUUCCUGGCAGUGCCUGGAGUACUAUGCAGGCUUAGCGGGAUCCAUGGCCGGCGAACACAUCCAGCUCCCCGGCGGAUCCUUUGGUUACACCAGAAGGGAACCACUAGGGGUGUGUGUCGGAAUAGGAGCGUGGAACUACCCCUUUCAGAUCGCCUGCUGGAAGUCGGCUCCAGCUCUGGCUUGUGGUAACGCCAUGGUCUUUAAGCCUUCUCCCUUCACACCUGUGUCCACACUGCUGCUGGCUGAAAUCUAUACUGAGGCCGGCGUGCCUCCUGGGCUCUUCAACGUGGUGCAAGGAGGGGCUGCCACAGGCCAGUUUCUGUGUCAGCAUCGCGAUGUGGCCAAAGUCUCCUUCACUGGAAGUGUGCCCACUGGCUCAAAGAUCAUGGAGAUGUCAGCUAAAGGAAUUAAACCUGUUACCUUGGAACUUGGAGGCAAGUCUCCACUGAUCAUCUUCUCAGAUUGUGAUAUGAAGAAUGCUGUGAAGGGGGCACUGAUGGCCAACUUCCUCACGCAAGGCGAGGUUUGUUGUAAUGGUACAAGGGUAUUUGUGCAAAAGGAAAUUCUUGAUCAAUUUUCAGAGGAAGUGGUGAAACAGACCCAAAGGAUAAAAAUUGGAGAUCCCCUUCUGGAAGAUACAAGGAUGGGUCCCCUGAUCAACCGACCACAUCUGGAGCGAGUCCUUGGGUUUGUUAAAGUGGCAAAGGAGCAGGGUGCUAAAGUAUUAUGUGGUGGAGACCUCUACGUACCUGAAGAUCCCAAAUUAAAGGAUGGGUAUUACAUGAGACCUUGUGUGUUAACUAAUUGUAGAGAUGACAUGACCUGUGUGAAAGAAGAGAUUUUUGGACCGGUUAUGUCCAUUUUAUCAUUUGACACUGAAGCUGAGGUUCUGGAAAGAGCCAAUGAUACCACUUUCGGACUAGCAGCUGGUGUCUUCACCAGGGACAUCCAGCGUGCCCACAGAGUGGUGGCUGAGCUUCAGGCUGGAAUGUGCUUCAUUAACAACUAUAAUGUCAGCCCAGUGGAGUUGCCCUUUGGUGGAUAUAAGAAGUCAGAAGCUCUCCAGAAGUCUUUGAUGUGUAGACUGGAUUGUGAACAGCUGACAUAUAUCUGAAAAAGGUUUAUCUCAUGGGGUUUGGCAGAGAGAAUGGCCGUGUGACAAUUGAAUAUUAUUCACAACUAAAGACUGUGUGUGUGGAGAUGGGUGACGUGGAGUCUGCUUUUUGAAAACGUGCAGAGAAGCCAGUGAACACGGCCGGGCCUGGGAAUAGUGAGAAGCGGCUCUCUUGACCGCGGCGGUGCAGCCACCUACCAGUUUAGAUCCAGAAUGUUGGCCAUUCAGGAUAAGAGAAUGGUUCAGUGUUACUCUUCAUCGCUCAAUCAAUUUCCUAAGUGAAAAUGCGCGUAAGUGCCUUUUAGAUGCUAAUCAAGAAAGCUGUGAUUUUUCCUUAAAGCAAAUUUCUGGGAAAUCUUUGAGAGCCACUAGCACACUACUGGAAAACAGGGGGAGGGACCAGGAUUGUUCUUCCACAGAGCCGACCCACUGACAGGUUCAUUCUCUAGCUUGCUUUAAAGAACCCGUGCCUUUAUAGAGGUUCCUGGGGGAAUCAGCAGAGAUUUCUGCUCCUUGACGUUUUUAAAGACAUGGCCCCUUGUCAUUCCAUUCAGAAGGCUGGCAGUCAGGAGAGAGGGCUUGGCUAAUUAAUAGACGGGUCUGUUUGGUGUGAAUGCUGACUGGCCAGAGCCAGCGCUGCGGGGAUGGGGGAAACCGGCUCCAGUCCUUGAGUUACAGCUUGCUCUCUUAUGACAGAAGAGUUUCCUUUUAAACGUACAAAUUAUCUGUAAUCCACUGCAGUAUACUGAAACUAAAUAAAUCACACCGUCAGUC